Tripterygium wilfordii is the source of this 610-nucleotide messenger RNA. RefSeq lists its product as uncharacterized. The record is from RefSeq and is a predicted model, not a curated record. The coding region runs from base 116 to 277 and encodes 53 amino acids. Lineage: Eukaryota; Viridiplantae; Streptophyta; Magnoliopsida; Celastrales; Celastraceae. The transcript is spliced from 2 exons.
AGAAAAAGCAGAGAGGAGUCGCUCCACCAUAGAAAGAGAACCUUCUGCGGUCAGGGGGUUACGGACCCUACGGUGUUUCGGUGAAUCGCAAUCGGAGACCAUAUAGAAGGAAUUAAUGGAAGUAAAGCAACUUCUCAAAGAAAAGAAGUUCUGGUUUGCAUCUAUCCUAAUAAUUUGGGCUGCCGGUCUUCAGGGUCACAUGAUGUGGUUACAGAGGCAGGACUCCUUCAAGCAGAAGUUUGGGGACCUUGACCAAAACACUGACAGUGAUGCUUAGAAAUGACCCAGUAACUUUUUUGCUACUCAGAGUCCUUAUCAAAGCAAAGCUUCGUGAGGAAAGCUCGGUGAAAUUGAGUUCGAAAUGUGUAUGUGAAGAAAUUAAGAUCCUUUGUCCCAAAACUUCCUUGAUUUGAUUGAAUUUUUUUUAGUUUGAGACUUGGAGGGUAUGAUUUUAACUGAAAUAUUUUACUGGUAUCCCAUGAUGGUUUACCUUGCUCAACUCAAAAGUAUGGGAUGAUUGCUGAGAAUAAUUAGAUAUGCUUUAUGUAAAGAAGCUUCAUAUCUAAUGUGGGAAUUUUUUUUGUGAAAGGGCUUUAAUGCUUUAUGCUCA